AAACAAAAUGCAAAGUCUAUCAGGUCCGUCCUUUUCUUCCCCUUUCCAGGCAUAAUUUCAUGCCUAACUUCCUCAUAGCACCCGUCAGAUCGGCGACCCUGGUUCUGUAGUGAGAUUGUAUAAUCACGUACGUGGUGUACAGACGAGGACCGUUGUUGUCGUCUUUACCUGCAGAUAUUUUGUCCAUUCCAAAACCCAAUUUUUUACAAUUCGACCGAACAUUUUCCCCAUAUAUCCCCAAUCCCUUUAUAUCAGACGUCCGAUCAUGGUAAAUUCUGUAAACAUGGCACUGAAGAUGCCAAAAAACCACCGCCUGACUGGGCUUCCAACUGAGAUCCUUUUGGACAUCUAUCAACAACUAGACCUUGAUGGUGUUUUCAACCUUUGCGCCACUCACAGGACGCUACAUGAACUCUUCGACAAGAGAAAGGCCUCGAUCUUACUUCCUGUCCUUGUCAGGGAGUUCAGUCCGUUUGAUGAGCUCCUUCAGGUUUAUACGGCUUCAGUUGAGGAUCUUGAUUCCCGCGGUGGACUGUAUGCUCCACGCAGAGUCGUGUUUAAACGAUUCCUUGGAGACACUGGAAUGGUGUUAGCUCCGCGUUCAGAGCAUCAGCCUGUUGUGUCAGCGGACGCUGUUGAAGGAUUCAUCACGCUGAACAAGCCAGGCAAACCUAUCAUACCCCGCGCUCAACCACUGAAAACCGUUGUUCUGACUGAGAACGAUCUGAAGCCACUUCUCGGCUACUGUUCCCUUGUACUGAGAUGGCAAGCCAGGUUCCCUCAGAUGAGAUGGUUCCAUGAGCCCGAAAAUUGUCGUCUGCUUCGCGAGCAUGAGGCUGAGAGGUUCCGCAGAGCCAUGUAUCGAUGGUGGCUUUAUGGCUUCUACUUUCACGGAGACUUCCCCCGACCUCGUGUUGGCCUUCCAGAGCCUGGCGUGGAUGACAUUAGACUAAGUCAACUUCGAUUAUACUCUACAUGCGAGCUGGUAGAGCUGAUGGACCUGGUCGAAACCAUGAAGGAUGUCGUCCUCCACUAUCUCUGCCCGCGGCUUGACCCUAGUCAAGACGAAUAUGAGGGCUGCGAUUCGUAUCUUUAUGAUGUUGUCGACCGACCUGACUCCUUGGCAAGAGGCUGGCGGGAUCAGAGUCGUUGGGGCCGUAUUGUAAAGACUUACUGCAAACUUGGCCCUAAAGAUCUUAUGCAUCUAUUUGAGAACAUCUAUAGCUACCCUCGAAAACGCCUUAUUACGGAAGCCCGGUCUCUUCAACCAAAUCUCACUUUCGACCAAGAAUCUAUCUCGGUGUCAACACAAUGUGUCCUGGAUGAGCGUCAGUGGUCCUUGAACAUGCCUACUUUGCCUCUGGAUGGCCUAGGAGGUGUGAUUGACUGGGAUGAUGAGCGCGACGCUGAACGCGUCAAGUUCGGAAGUGAUGCCAGUCUGGAUGGGACAUUGCCAGGGGGAGCUCGGAUGCUUCGGUCUUCAUCUCACUACUCGCCUCGUGGGGAUGAUGGAUCUUAUCUGGAGGAUGUCCAGCGACAGACAAGGAUGGAGGGUAGGUAUAUGGUUUCGUUCGCUUAGGCCUGAGUGCCGUCGAUAGACAUGUUAUCGUUUGUCUAGUUAAUCAUGAAGUUUAUGGAUUGUGGCAGUAUUUGUUGGGGUACUGCACGUGGAUCGUCAGAUGCGAUCGGAAUUAAGUCCAAGGCUUCUCAUUUAUUAGAAAUGGAUUUCCUACUUGAGUAAUACCCGUAGUGUCUCCUGAAUCGCCCAGAUGUUACGUUCUCACCAGUGCAUUAACCAGUCGACCGUGAAUUACUGCCGUAGAUUAGGUACUCUUUGUAGCAGCUAGGAUAGUCAGGAGAGAUACUUCUUCAAAAUCGCAGUCCAACCCAAUGAUUCAUGAUCAGCAAAUACCUAGGUAAGGAACAAUGCCCUUUCUACCUAAGGCACCUGAG
Molecule: messenger RNA, 1953 nt
Organism: Fusarium oxysporum Fo47
Lineage: Eukaryota; Fungi; Ascomycota; Sordariomycetes; Hypocreales; Nectriaceae
Exons: 2
Coding region: 266-1579 (437 amino acids)
Molecular function (GO): protein binding
Source: RefSeq, a predicted model, not a curated record